This is a messenger RNA of Scomber japonicus (chub mackerel), 1199 nucleotides long. Its product is annotated as fractalkine-like. Gene Ontology annotation, cellular component: extracellular region. NCBI's taxonomy places the organism in Eukaryota, Metazoa, Chordata, Actinopteri, Scombriformes, Scombridae. The coding region runs from base 309 to 968 and encodes 219 amino acids. The transcript is spliced from 3 exons. Gene Ontology annotation, biological process: cellular response to tumor necrosis factor; cellular response to interleukin-1; positive regulation of ERK1 and ERK2 cascade. Gene Ontology annotation, molecular function: CCR chemokine receptor binding; chemokine activity. The record is from RefSeq and is a predicted model, not a curated record.
UCACUCGUCCCCCAAUUCGUCACCAUCUGGUGACGAGUUGGGGGCUGAGAUGGUGGAGGGCCGGAAGGGCUUCUGUUUUAUAACAGCCUAAACCAGAGCUUCACAGAGAGAACAUCAUCAAUUAGAGGAGCAUUGAACAUACACGCUACGGCUGCUGUGUGUAUAGCUUGACUCAGUGCUUUAAUAAUAAUUUCUAAGGCAAGUGGUGAGAUUGUUAUCUGUGAGGUAUCUAGACUGUACAGGUUUGUGUUCAGAUAUUCUACACUCAAAUAGCUGUUGACUGACGAACCCAAGGUGUAAUUUUGAAGAUGGGUUUCGGUGUGGUGCUAGCCACUCUUCUCUGCAUUGCCACAUGGAUGACUUCUGUCCACACAAGCCAUGGUCCGAUGAGAAACUGCUGUAUUGUGACGACCACAACCAAAGUCCGACCUGUACUAAUUAAGAAUUACACCAUUCAGCAGGAUGAUGUCUGUCCCAUCUCGGCCAUAGUGUUUCAGACAACGCGAGGAAAGAACAUUUGCUCUGACCCUAAAGAUCCCUGGGCAAAAAGAGCCAAGAAUAAAGUGGAUGAAGAGAUGAAAGCUGUGGCAAGGAAGGGACAACAAGUGGACACCAUGACACCAGCUGUUGCCAUGGCAUCAACGGAAGCAAAGAAGGGACAGAAUGAAGAAGGAUCAACAAGUGACACCAUGACACCAGCUGUUGCCAUAGCAUCAACGGAAGCACAGAAGGGACAGAAUGAAGAAGGAUCAACAAGUGACACCAUGACACCAGCUGUUGCCAUGGCAUUAACGGAAGCAGAGAAGGGACAGAAUGAAGAAGGAUCAACAAGUGGCACCAUGACACCAGCUGUUUCAAGUUCAUCAACAAAAGCACCAAUGAGACGGCAGAGGAAAAAAGGCAGGAAUGGGAUGAGGAAAGGGAACAGGAGAGGGAGGAAGGGCCAGAGAAAAUGCCUGAAUCCCUGAAGAAUCACAAGAUGAAUCAAACUGUCCACAGUCAGCUAAUCUUAUUCUUUCACAUUGGACUCAACCUGCUGUAGUAACCUUAUCCAGAAAACAGACCUUUAUAUAUUGUUGUGUUGAUUACAAACAUAUCUUAUACUGUAUAUUUAAAUAUAUGUCAAAAAUGUAUAUGUAUAUCAAAGAGCUUUUAUUUUGACCCUUUCUACUGUCAUUUUCCAAUAAAGGAUUUUUUAA